UAUCAAUUCAGACACGUCAGUGCGAGGAGGUGAGCCAGCAUGCGCGCGUCGGGAUGGUCCACCGCGAUUUUCCAGCUGUGUCUGGUCUCGAUCGCGGCCGGAUACCCGAUCCACCCGACAAAGGGGGUGACGCACCGGCCGGGCGUGCCGAAAAAGUGUUGCCUCUCCGGUUACGCAUUCAACGAGAAUCUCGAGUGCGUUCAUGCAAAACUGGAUCAGUUCGACUAUACCACGCAUGACGCGCGGCGAACAAUCUCGUCUCACUCCCCGCAGCGAAUCGUCACGGUGAUCGCAUCCGCGCAGGGACUGAGAUGCGACGGCGAGGAGAACGAUACCAGUUCGAAAUAUCAUCCACGUGGCCUUCCUAUCAACUCGAUUUUCCGCUCUUCGAGAGACUAUUGUAUUGAAAAUAUGAUCAACGGCACGACGGUGCUGAUCAAGUGCGCGGAGAUCGGCUCGGAGGUGUCUCUGGACAGAGAGAAUUCGACGGAGAUGACGAUAGUGACGAAAACCACGACGACUACGACGACGAGGAGGAUCAUCACCGUGACGACUAUCACCACCAUUACCACCAUUAGUCUAACGAAUGUAUCGUCAAAUAUGUCAAAGGAGGACGAGAUGAUCAACGAGAUGACUCACCGCUGCAGCGAUCUGAGGACGGUGUUCUUCUGGGGUGCGCAGACCUACAUGGACACCAACGUGGCCCACGUCGUUCUCUCCACCAUCGUCGUCGUGGUGUACCUGUCCAUCCCGGAACUCGGCAAGAGCAUCUACAAUCGCGCGGUGCUCCGUCACAACGUCUGCCUGCUGUUGCAGGGGUUCUUCCUGACGUUCCUCGGCUACUGCAAUCUGUGCGGCUUCGCGACAAGCGACGACUUCGACACCCUCCUGUGGAUACUAAUGCAAUACUUCACGAACGCCACGGUGUUCUGGCUAAACGUAAUUUGUUUCGACAUGACCCUGUCUAUCACGCGCUUCCGCUGGAUGAUGGGAUCGGGCCAGCAGACGAUUCAGGAGGAGAACAGACGACUCCUGCUGUACGGCGUCUUCGCGUGGGGCGGCGCCCUGGUCCCCGCCGUCGUCGCCGUCAUUUUGGAAUUCUGUCCCGGGAUCCCGGAGGACUUUCCGCUCAAGCCGAAUUACCGUCGCUACCACGGCGGGCCGAACUACGUGGUGAACAUAUACUUCUUCGGCAUACCGCUGCUGACGCUCUUCUGGAACAACGUGCUGUUCGUGUUCACCACGUAUAAGAUUAUACGCAUACAACGGAGCACGGAGAUAGCGACGAGGAAUAACACCAACGUCCUCAGAAAGAAGUACUUCCUCUUUCUUCAGCUGUACCUGCUGAUGGGCGCGCCGUGGUUCUUCGGCCUGCUCUUCGCCUGCUUGAACAAGCUCGUGGUGAUGAAGAUAUGUCGGCUGAUAUGGCCGAUCCUGUGGCUCCUGAUGCUCGCUACCCACAAGAAACUGCGGCAGAAGCUCGCAAACAAGUUGCGGUGCGUCAGAAAGAAGUCAGAUAUCGUCGCGACUGUCUCGUAAGAUAGGCUCCACGAAGAAAGAGAUCUAGAAUCCAUCCUCGGUUUGGACCGCAGAAAAAAAAAAUAUGUGCGUAUCACGAUCAUUCUCGGCUUGGAUCGCCGAAAAAAGAAUGCGCGCGUGACGGAACACGAUUCUUAUCGAUUACAUGGAGGAGGAGCGUAGAAAAUUGCGAGAGAUGCUUCGUCUAUUGUCAUACAAUAUUACGCAAUCUCGCGACAGUGACG
This is a messenger RNA of Pogonomyrmex barbatus (red harvester ant), 1763 nucleotides long. RefSeq lists its product as uncharacterized. NCBI's taxonomy places the organism in Eukaryota, Metazoa, Arthropoda, Insecta, Hymenoptera, Formicidae. The record is from RefSeq and is a predicted model, not a curated record.